AUUAAAGAGCUGCGUGUGCGGAAACAGCGCUGCACAGAAAGAAGCCGCGUUUUAAUCGUGUUCCGGUUAGCCGCUCGCUAACGCUCUGGGUGUUUCCCAAACACGCGUGUGGACCCUACACUACAACACUACGGAGGCAGCGCGACAGCGGCUCCUGCUGCAGCCUAUCAAGUGCACUUUGUGUUAUUAAAGGGGCGUGGUUUGGGAUUCGGCCCAUUGUUGCUCGACCUCAAGAAGCAGGUGAGAGAGCUCGGGUUCCACACUCGGGUUCCCUGGAACACUCUGCACCGCUUCCCCGGAAAAUAAUGCUAUGACAUGGUCCAUUACGGUCACUCUAACCAGUUGCGGCAGGCGAAGGCAAUGGGCGAUUACCUCGUGGUGGGAGUUCACACAGACGGAGAGAUAGUGAAGCACAAGGGCCCACCCGUGUUCACUCAGGAGGAGCGCUAUAAAAUGGUGCGAGCCAUAAAGUGGGUGGACGAGAUCGUCGAGGGAGCGCCGUACGUCACCACGCUGGAGACGCUCGACAAGUACAACUGCGAUUUCUGCGUGCACGGAGAUGACAUCACGUUAACAGUGGAUGGAAAGGACACGUAUGAGGAAGUGAAACGUGCAGAUCGGUACAGGGAAUGCAGACGCACACAGGGUGUGUCCACGACAGAUCUGGUGGGCCGCAUGCUGCUGAUGACUAAAGCUCAUCAUGCCAACAUGGAUAACAAGGAAUACAAGCAGCAUACUGAUAACUUUGGAAAGGGUCCUAAAGGCCAUAGCCCCUGGACUGGCGUGUCUCAGUUCCUCCAGACGUCUCAGAAGAUCAUCCAGUUUGCGUCGGGUAAAGAGCCGCAGCCUGGAGACACCAUCAUUUACGUCGCCGGAGCGUUCGACCUCUUCCACAUCGGUCACCUGGAUUUCCUGGAGACGGUGUUCAAACAAGCCGAGAGACCCUACAUCAUCGUCGGACUGCACUUUGACCAGGAAGUGAACCGCUACAAAGGGAAGAACUACCCAAUUAUGAACAUCCACGAGAGAACUUUGAGUGUACUGGCUUGUCGGUACGUGUCAGAAGUGGUGAUCGGAGCGCCGUACGCCGUGGGCAAAGACCUCCUGGAUCACUUUAAGGUCGACCUGGUGUGUCAUGGAAAAACGGAGGUUUUCCCAGAUAAGGAUGGCUCUGACCCCUACGCUGAGCCGAGGAAGCGAGGAAUAUUCCGGAUCUUGGAUAGCGAGAACGGCCUCACCACUGACGACAUUGUACAGAGGAUCAUCGCUCACAGGCUGCAGUUUGAGGAAAGGAACCAGAAGAAGGAGGCGAAGGAGCUGGCUGUGUUUGAGGCUCUGAAGCACAAAAGCGAUGGAGAGAAAAGCGAAGCCGCUGCUCAGUAACCGAGACGAACUACAAAAAAAAAAAAAACAAGACUCAACCAAAGGGCUUGAAAACGUUCUCUUUUCUCUUCUCCUGCUUCUCACUGUCUCCGUCGGCAUUUAACACAUCGCAGUGCCAGUCGUGUCCGUUAGGGGGCGCUCUAGUUUUUAAAAAUUUUAGCUAGCAAAUGAAGGCAAAGCUCUGAUAGCUGGAAAAGUGCAGAGCUUUGUUACUGAUAACGUUCACACUAGCAAGUGACAAGUCGCUCAUGUGGCUUUUGGGCGUAGCCCAUCCGUUUUUAACAAUAGUAGCUAUAUACAGCUUCUAAAGCUAGCUAGUUAAACACAAAUGAAAAAUAAUGCGUGUGAAAAUCAGUUGUUUGAUUUAUAUUUUAGCCUUCAUUCUCCCCAGAGGCGUCAACGAUCCUUGCUACUUCCUUCCUUCAUGUCUCGGUCCAUGUUUAAUGAGAGGUCGCAUACGACAGGAUAGGACGAAAGUUCUUUCUUUCGUUUUUGUGUCAAACAGUAAACGGGAGCUAAUUGUGAGGAGGGAACUGAAUAAACAUAGGACUGAGCGCGAUAUAGGAUUGUUCCGAGGAAUCGUUCGAGGCGAUUGUUUGAACUUUGCGGCUUGCUGGUGUGAACGUAAUGCACCCUGUUUACCCAAAACGCCUUAACAGCUGGCCAGGAUGUGUGAGUGCAAAUAUUUAUUGUUAAAAAAAAAAAAAAGUCCUUUUGACGGCAUUGGCUCGUCCUUCUGUAAUGGAAGGAGAGAAAAUUAUUUAAUGCUACCUGUUAAAUGGGUGCAAAUUUUUAAUCCGAUGUUUAGUCUCUCUGUCUGAGAGCUUUGUAAAAACUCCUCAUCGUGCGUGUGGUGCGUGUUUCAGUCUCUUCACUGCAGCAGUGCAGAACACUCACUAUUUUUUAUUUUAUUUUGUUUAGUGUCAGUUUUCUGGUUGUGGGGAGCGUGCGAACCGUGAGCUGCACUGUUUAUAAGCGCGUAUAAUUGCUCACAAAACUGUUAAUUGCGAAUAGGUUUUAAUGGAAUGUGGUGUUCCUAAUGGUUCCUGAAGCUUGAGUUGUGGUGUCGUUUCAUAGCCACCUGGAAACCUCUAAUGGAGCCCAUUAAGCCAGUUCCCGUUACAUAAUGGAAACCAUUACAGAUUUUCUUGUGGAUUGUAAUUCUGGCUAACAGAAUGCUAAUGAAAGGCAAUCAGUGCUACAGCAUCAGGUUUUUGUUUUUUUUGUGGAAUAUUUCUGUACUACUGUUUCUUCUCACUUGAGUGCUUUAAAACAGCUUGACCUCUGACCUCAAGUUUUUAACUGGGGAAUGGAUGCUGCAUUCAAGCAGGUCGUCGGAAAUUUCUGACCCUUUAGUUAGGAAAAGUUAUUUGGACGCCACUCAAACUCUCAAUUCCCCACACAGAACUUCAAAGAUUUUAUCUUUUCUGUUUCGGGGAUAAACACAAAUCCUCCAUCUUGUACUGUAAAGCAGGGGUUCAAAAGUUUAGCAUCCAGGAAAUGCUUUGACUGUUAAGAUAUUUAUGAACAUAAUAAUAAUAAUAAUAAUAAUAAUAAUACGAGCCUUUGACUAUGUUUCACAGAAUGCACUUUGAAAACUUUGGCCCUAAAGAGGUUCUUCAGUUUAUCUAUCUGGGAAAAUGUUCGAGGUAGAACCCUAAGCCACUUUCUAAAAGUUCUCAAAAUUAAUUGUUAUAUCAGGGAAGUUUGAGGAAAGGUCCCAAGUAGAACCCCUUUUAAGAUGCGAGAACUGUUCCCCACACAAAGAAUCCUUGAGGAACCCUUUUUCUAAUAGCAAAGAGAGUUUUUAAAACCUUUUUUAAACAAUUUUUUUUAAAUAACUAAAUACAUGGUGAUCCUUUUUAUCCAUGGAGACCUUUUCAUAAGCAAAUAAAUAGACAAAAAAAAAAAAAAAUGAUGUUACCGGGGAUAUAUUGUAGGGGGAAAACUCACUUUUUCAGAGCUUGUGCACAAACAUUUGGGUAUCUAGAGCUGACCAAUCCACACGGUCAGUUUCUUUUGUGCUGCUUAUUUCGGAAAACGUGAGCUUCAACAAGCUGCUCAGAUUCGGCUCCUCUUUCUAUAGGGGUGUUCACACGGCACAUAUUUGCAUCGAUGCUGCACCGAUGUAUUUUGUUGCGAUAUAUCUUACACCGGUGUCAAUUUUGUGGAGCGUUCACACGUCACAAACCUGCUUACUAGAGAGAAGCGUGUUCGCACCGGUGCAGCCCCACUUGCGUUCACACGGCAGUUUUUGCGACCGUGCUAUACGAUAGUAAUAAUGCGGAAAUGAAAUAUGCGCACGCGUGAAAAUGUACUUCCUUUUCCCGGUUGUCAUGGCAUCACCAAGCGCCAGGAAAACAACGUGGAUGAAGACACCAGUGUUGCCAGAUACUGCUGACGUUUUCCAGCCCAAAAUAUGUUCAAAUCCGCCAAAAUGCACUUAAAACCGCCCAAUCUGGCAACACUGGAAGACACGCAGUUCUGUUGUUGAUAUUCGCCAUUUUGGAAGCGCAAAAUACCAGGAUGCAAUGCCCGUAUGUAAUCAACUCUCCUCACGCGUAGCGAGUCUACCCCUGUAGCGUUCAGACGUCCCAUUUUAUAUCGGUGCUGCCCCGCAAACUAGCAUUUACUCCGGAGUAAAUUUCUUAAACCGCCUCCCGAGCAGGGUUAGAUUUGCACCGCUUUAAGCAGCUUUCAGGGGCUACACCGGUAUAACUUUGUACCGUGUGAACGCUCUAUCGGGGCAGCCCCGGUGCUACACCGGAGUAAAAGUUGCCGUGUGAACACCCCUUAAGUCACAAGUGGAGCUCAUUAGGAUUAUCCCACCCCCUUGUCCGAGUAGCUCCACUCAAGACUUAGAACUGCCUUUUGGUAAUGAAUAUUCACGAAGAAAAUGCCACAUGACUGGCCAGUGGGCAAGAGGGGUGGGGUGAGCAGUGGCUCAUUGUCAUUUAAAGGAACAGGCGCUCAGACCAGGGCUGUUUAGACAGUGAGAUGGUGCUGUGGUGUUUAAUCCUUGUGGUGUUUUGACCAAAGCAAGUCAUUUCAUGAAGACCUCAGGGAACAGUCAGCUUGUGGAAAAGGAGGAUAAUAUGUUCCCUUUCAAACAAGCAUGACUUCACAGUGAGUGUCCAUUUUGUUUCCCAACCUUCAACAGCUUGAGGUUGCACAAAGCAUAAAAAAAAAUUCCCAGUUUUUCUGAACGCAGUUUUUUUUUUUUUUUUUUUUUUUUAGAAUGAGGAGGAUUGCUUUACAACCAGCUUUUAUUCUUCUUUCCCGUUCUCCAUAUUAUAUAAAAAAAAAUAAAUGCAACAGCGAUUAACAGCCCAGAUGAAAGGUCCAUUGUGACUUAUUUCUAAUUUAAACCAAUAGAAUUUUAGUUCUACAGGGUCGCAGGCAAGCUGGAGCCUAUCCCAGCUGACUACGGGCGUAGAACAGGAUAAAGCGGCUAGAGAUAAUGAGAUGAGAGUUUUAGUUCAGAGGUUGGGCUACUUUAACACGUUCACUCUUUAGCACUGAGUGGUGAUGGUGAAGAUUAUCACUUGAAGAAACAAAGCUAAUGAAUGUUCAGCUCAUGAAUUUGCUAUAUUUAUUAUAUCUGCAUUUAUCAGGUUGUGCUUUUGCAUUGUUUUGGUGUGGGUUUUUAUUUAUUUUUUUAAAUCUUGGUACCAGACAUCACUGUUCAUAUGAACAACAUGCAAAACACAAUGUCUGUGUUUUUGUAUUCACACUCAGACUUCUAAUACAAUACCAGUUUUAGCACGCCUUCAUCUUUUCUUUAAUCCCUGACCAUAUUACUGUCCAUUUAAAUAUUCAGUCGCAUGAAGGGAAGUUUGUAUGGAGGCAGAAAGUAGACUUCAUAAGCACAGUUUCUCCACAAAAGACUUUCGAUUCAAUUAUCAUUUCUCUGGAAAUCAAACAGCUCAAGAAAACACAAUUUUAUUUAUUGUUUUUUUUAAAUGUAUUUAUAUUAUAAGUGAAUGAACAUGCAGAGUGAACACUUCAUAUCUCUUAGAGAGUAAAUAAGUUCAGUUCGUUUGUAUUGGGUAAAUGAUUUCCUUUUAAUUUUCAUUUGAGUCCCCCUGUCACACGUAUUAAUUACUGAUCUCAUAAACACACCAAUAAAACACAUACCAAGAACAUUUCUGUGCUGGAUGAGUGCUUUUUCACAGAAUACACUUUAUUCUCAUUGUGGUAAAUAUCUAAUGGGCUCUGAAAUAACUCUACUAGUUGAUGCAUCACAUUUGGAGGUAUACAUAGAAUUUAUUUUCUUCCAGUUUUAAAAAUUAGUUGUGAUCUAUUUCUUGUGUAACCAAUAAAAUUCCAAUAUUUUC
This is a messenger RNA of Neoarius graeffei (lesser salmon catfish), 5720 nucleotides long. RefSeq names its product phosphate cytidylyltransferase 2, ethanolamine (gene pcyt2). Gene Ontology annotation, molecular function: ethanolamine-phosphate cytidylyltransferase activity. Lineage: Eukaryota; Metazoa; Chordata; Actinopteri; Siluriformes; Ariidae. The record is from RefSeq and is a predicted model, not a curated record. Gene Ontology annotation, biological process: phosphatidylethanolamine biosynthetic process. The coding region runs from base 316 to 1383 and encodes 355 amino acids. Gene Ontology annotation, cellular component: cytoplasm. The transcript has 13 exons.